Messenger RNA from Lolium rigidum, 815 nucleotides. RefSeq lists its product as uncharacterized. The transcript has a single exon. NCBI's taxonomy places the organism in Eukaryota, Viridiplantae, Streptophyta, Magnoliopsida, Poales, Poaceae. Bases 100 to 558 code for a protein of 152 amino acids. The record is from RefSeq and is a predicted model, not a curated record.
CCCUCCUCCCCGCGCCGCCACCACCAAGAACCUCAUCGGCUCCGGUCUUACUCUCCUCGCCGCGGCGGAGGCAUCCGAUCCCCCACGCCACACUCUCCAAUGGCUACCAAAUCCCAAAAGAAGAAGGAGCUUUCCGGCCCCAGCCCCUCUAUCCAGGCCAAGCCACCCACCCCCAAACAAAAGCCUAACGCUCCGAAACCAGCGGCGGAGCAAGAUACGGCGGCCAAGAAGCCGAAGAAGCAGAAGGAGACCAACGAGAUCGACGACAUCUUCCAGGCCACCAAGCCCGAAAAGAAGCGCAAGCCGCAGGAGGAAGGGGAGGUGGCCGAGGGGGACAAGAAGCCCAAGAAGAGCAGGGCCGAGGGGGAUAGCAAGAAGAGCAAGAAGGAGAGUAGGGGUAAGGGAUGUGAGCCGGUCCAUGAGGAGGUUGCGCAGAAGCGGCCGCGGCGGCGCACGAAUGAUGGGCUCACCAUUUACUCCGCGGAUGAGCUCGGGUUCGGCAAGGCCGACGCCGGCGGCACCGCGCUCUGCCCCUUCGACUGCGACUGCUGCUUCUGAGCCUUGUAGGGGCCUUCCGUGCCCGAGGUGAUGCGAUCAAGUUUAAAUCGUUGAGGUCUGUUGUAAUGCUCGGUUGAUUUGGUAACUAUGUGCUUAGGUUUGUGAUCAGAUGAAAUGGAAUUUUGGUUCUCUGCUAUCCACUUUUUUACAAGAGCUUCACAUGAUAGAUAUUUCUAGUGUAACCAGUCGCUUUGGACUAGUUUCAUGAUGCUAUCUAGUUCUUCUGGUAACUAUUGUGAAUUGGCAGCUCAAUGCUA